Euleptes europaea (tarantolino) is the source of this 873-nucleotide messenger RNA. RefSeq names its product uroporphyrinogen III synthase (gene UROS). Gene Ontology annotation, molecular function: uroporphyrinogen-III synthase activity. Bases 85 to 873 code for a protein of 262 amino acids. Lineage: Eukaryota; Metazoa; Chordata; Lepidosauria; Squamata; Sphaerodactylidae. The record is from RefSeq and is a predicted model, not a curated record. The transcript has 9 exons. Gene Ontology annotation, biological process: uroporphyrinogen III biosynthetic process.
CGUUGUACAGAGGAGUCCGCUUGAUCUAAUUUAGGUAUAUUUCUGUGUUUUGUUUUUGCAUUCUUAGCAAGUCUCCAGUAAACAAUGAAAGUUCUGUUGCUGAAAGAACCUAAAGAAAACGAAAAUGGACCAGAUCCAUACAUAAAAGAACUGGGCUUACACGGGCUUGAAGCAACUUUGAUCCCAGUUUUAGCAUUUGAAUUUAUUUCCCUUCAAGCUCUCUUCGAAAAACUUUCUCGUCCUGAACAGUAUCGUGGGCUGAUUUUUACCAGUCCAAGAGCCGUAGAAGCACUCAAGUUAUGCUUGGGAAAUAAUUGUAAAGAAGAAGCUUGGAAAAAUUUUCUGGGAGAAAAAUGGAAUACUAAAUCAGUUUACGUAGUAGGAAAAGCUACUGCUGGGUUAGUGGGUGAAAUAGGCCUUGUGCCACAAGGAGAAAACUGUGGAAAUGCUGAAAAACUAGCAGGAUACAUUUGUUCCCGGGAGCCAUCCAGUUCAUUGCCUCUGCUUUUCCCUUGUGGAGCUCUCAAGAGGGAAACUCUCCCAACAAUACUUAGAGAAAAAGGUAUUGUAUUGGAGAGCCUUACUGUUUAUCAAACUAGUCAACAGCCUAAUCUUCACGAAUCCUUAAGGAAUUACUUCUCACAACAGGGUGUCCCUGCAAGUGUUGCAUUCUUCAGUCCAUCUGGUGUCAAAUAUUGUCUGAAGCAGAUUCUGAAAUUAUCUGGUGAUCUCUUGCCCCACAUUAAGUUUGCCGCCAUAGGCCCAACAACAGCUGAAGCUAUGGCUACUGAGGGAAUCGUUGUGAGCUGUACUGCCAUCAACCCUACUCCACAAGAUCUCACCGCUGGUAUUAAAAGAAGCCUCCACUUGUAG